AUGGGACCCUUGAGUCCACUGCAAGAGUUAUUCCCUGAGUCCAACAACAUAGAGAUAUCCGGCUUCCAAAAUGAAAGUGAGCACGACAGUGAUGAUACCAGAGGUCACCAAGAUGAUGCUGAGUCCAGCGCAGAUAGUGUUCUUACUGGAAUACUGAAAGCCAUAAUGGAGGAGCAACAAUGGCAUGAUGUGAAAGAUUAUCAAGUGGCUAGUCUAUCGGACCGCUUUUACAUAAGCGAUUUAUACGCUAGGCGGAAAGAAUGUAUCAUGGAUAAGAUGACAAAAGAUCUAUCAAAACAAAAAACCUAUACAAAUGAUAGCAAUGAAUUCAAGAAAUAUAACGAAAGGGUACGAAAAGAGUAUGAAUUACGAGAAAAAAUAGAGUAUCUACUCCGGCAACAGCAACAUGGAGACGUGAAGGUAUUAAGCGAGUCAUCUAUUUAUGAGCAGUAUUUUGCUGGAAGAGAUUUAAAAACCUUGAAGGGAGCAAGUUGUCAUGGCCCUAAAACAAGAAUUACCUCAGUUUUAAAGCACCUCCAUUUACGAAAGGAUGCUGGUACGGAGCAACGAUUAAUCUCCGAUGAAACAUCGUCAAAAGCUUCAACACACACUUACGUGAUAGAUAAUGCAAGCUACGGUCAAAUGGCUAUAGAUGAAGGUUCAUUCCCAAUUAAUAAAUUCGAGACAGAGUUGUUAUCUGCUUUGGAAGAGAAAACAGAUUCUUAUAGUAAUGAAGAAGAAGAAAAGCCUUCCUUCAUAGCUAAAUUGUGGAAGAUAGUGAAGGACCCCCAUAAUGAUGAGUAUCAUGUGCAAAGGAAGCUACGCGUAAGGCAUAUGCAGAUGAUAGGUGUCGGCGCAUGCCUCAGUGUUGGGAUUUUUUUAACUUCUGGAAAGGCAUUUUCAUCUGCUGGCCCUUUCGGAACGUUACUGGGAUUUGCAUUGACAGGUAGUGUAGUGCUUGCGACUUUACUCUCUUUCACAGAGCUUUCCACACUGAUUCCCGUGUCUUCUGGAUUUAGCGGGUUAGCAUCCAGGUUUGUGGAAGAUGCCUUUGGGUUCGCAUUAGGCUGGACAUACUGGUUUUCAUGCAUGAUUGCCCUGCCCGCCCAGGUUCUCUCAAGCACCUUUUAUCUCAGUUAUUAUCCGAAUUUAAAUAUGUCAAAGGGACGUACCGCUGGCUUUGUGAUAUUAUUCCUGAUGUUUGAUAUUCUUGUAAAUCUAGUUGAUGUUAGAGUCCUCGGUGAAGUUGUUUAUGUUGUUGGAAUACUUAAAAUAUUUAUAACACUUGGAAUAAUCAUAGCAAUGCUGAUCCUUAAUGCAGGACAUGGAGGUUCUUCGCAUGAUCAAGUAGGGUUUAGGUAUUGGGACUCAUCAAAGACAAGCGGAAAUUUAACGUACGGCAUGUUCCGCCCCACAUUUGACUUAUCGGAUACUGGUAAUGGUAGCACGCACGGAAUCAGCGGUUCUGGUGGCCGCUUUUUGGCAGUUAUGUCAGUGGUUCUGAUCUCGACCUUUGCUUACAGUGGAGCUGAGAUGCCUUUUCUCGCAAGUGGUGAAGCUAUAAACCCAAGGAAGACUAUUCCCUCGGCAAUUAAAAGGACAUUUUGCAUUGUGCUGAUAUUGUACAUUUUUGUACUACUGAGUGUUGGAAUCAAUUUUUACAGCGGAGACCCCCGGCUGCUAGCAUACUAUAGUGGGUCCACCAAGGAAAGGUCUCUUUCAGUGGCGAAUGGCGUUGGCACGAAUUGGCAAAUGAAUAAUCAUUGUCAAGCAGGGAUGUACUCUAAUCUCCAGAAUAACAAUUAUAGUUAUUCUAGUCCUUGGGUACUAGCGUUACAAAACUUUGGCCUCUGUACUUUCGCUUCAUUCUUCAACGGAAUAUUAAUAUUUUUCACAACGGCUGCUGGAAUAUCUUCGCUAUUUAGUAGCUCACGAACACUUUACUCUAUGGCAGUCCAGAGGAAAGCGCCAUCCAUUUUUCAGAAAUGCAGCAAGAAUGGGAUACCCUAUGUCUCGGUUUUGUUCUCAGGAUUAUUUGGAGGCUUGGCAUAUUUAGCUGUUGAUAAAACAGCCAGGGAGAAUUUUGAUGUUUUAAGUAAUAUAUCCAGCGCUAGUACAUCAAUCAUAUGGAUGGGCUUAAAUCUCUCAUUCUUGAGAUUUUUCUAUGCAUUGAAGAAGAGAAAGGAUAUAAUAUCCAGGGAUGACAAGUCAUACCCCUAUAGAUCACCCCUUCAACCUUACCUUGCUGUAUAUGGGCUUGUUGGGUGUUCUCUUUUCAUCAUUUUUAUGGGAUAUACAAAUUUCAUUCAUACCUAUUGGAGCACAAAAUCUUUUUUCUCUGCAUACGGUGGCCUGAUGCUCUUCACUAUUUGCUAUAUAGGCUACAAGGUUUUUGGAACCUCCAAAAUUCAAAGAUUAGAUCAGUUAAACAUGGACAGCGGUAGAAGGGAAAUGGAUCGAAUGUUUUGGAAUGAGAGUCGGCAAUAUUCUGGUCCAUACCGUGAACGGCUCAAGAAAUUGGUCAAUUGGCUCUAUUAA
Messenger RNA from Zygotorulaspora mrakii, 2538 nucleotides. It is a transcript of the gene SSY1, whose product is annotated as Ssy1p. Gene Ontology annotation, biological process: amino acid transmembrane transport. The record is from RefSeq and is a predicted model, not a curated record. Bases 1 to 2538 code for a protein of 845 amino acids. Gene Ontology annotation, molecular function: amino acid transmembrane transporter activity. NCBI's taxonomy places the organism in Eukaryota, Fungi, Ascomycota, Saccharomycetes, Saccharomycetales, Saccharomycetaceae. The transcript has a single exon. Gene Ontology annotation, cellular component: membrane.